Messenger RNA from Kwoniella shivajii, 2265 nucleotides. RefSeq lists its product as uncharacterized. Bases 1 to 2265 code for a protein of 754 amino acids. The transcript has 16 exons. NCBI's taxonomy places the organism in Eukaryota, Fungi, Basidiomycota, Tremellomycetes, Tremellales, Cryptococcaceae. The record is from RefSeq and is a predicted model, not a curated record. Gene Ontology annotation, biological process: proteolysis. Gene Ontology annotation, molecular function: serine-type endopeptidase activity.
AUGCGUUUGCUCAGCUUAGCCGCUCUAGGUAUAGCAUCAACCAUUCAAGCAAAACAUUUGCAGGAUGUUUUCACACCUAAAGACAUGCUGUCGACUCCUCGACCUCAACCCGCUAUAGCUUCACCUGAUGGAACUCAUGCUGUAUCAGUGGUAAACCAGUGGGAGCCUAAGACGGACUCUACGAAUCGUUCAAUUUACCUUCUUGCUUUGAAUACGACUUUGACCGUUCCUCCUAUCUCUCUUCUGAACACUACAGCUAACCAAGCGUCUCAAUUCCUUUGGCUCGAUUCCUCUACCCUAGCUUAUAUCAACGGAUCAUCGCUAUGCUCCUUAACGAUCAACUACACCGUUGGCAGUCUGCCAGGGACACCACUAGCUCGGCCAGAAGAGAUCCUUACCUUCCCUGAUGGAGUGGAUCCCACCGCACUUCGAUUCGAGCCUAAAGGUGGAUUGCUUGCCUUCUCAGGCAAAGUUUGGAAGCAUUCUGGGGACUUUGAGGCGACUGGAUCAUUCGAUAAACAGUGGGAAAGCCGCGGUGACUCCGCUUUGGUUUACGAUGACUUGUUUGUCAGGCAUUGGGACGAGUGGAGAAUCCCAGGUAGGGUCUGGACUGUAGGUCUGACCCGGUUGAGCAACAAAGCUGGAGUAUGGGGUAUUUUCCCAGAUUUACGAAGACCACAAUUUGUCAAUCUUCUGAACGAUACCGGACUAUACUCUCAAAUGGACCCAAUCACAUCAUUCGCCCUUACUCCUCAUACACUCGCAGCAGCAAUCAAAACCCCUCAUAUCAACGUUGCAACUCACACCAGGGAAGAUAUUUUCGUUCUUGCACUUACGGGACAUUCUGCUUCAUCCUCGCCCAAGCAUCUUACUCCACACGCUCAUGGUUCUAUCUCGUCGUUGGCAUUUUCUCCUGAUGGCAGCAAACUGGCUUGGCUUGAGAUGGGAAAAGAUGGUUAUGAGAGUGAUAAGAGAGUCAUCGUAGUUCAUGAAGAGGGGAAAGGGAACCAACGUUGGACGGAUGAAUGGGAUAGAAGUCCCAGCAGCUUGACUUGGUCUCUGGAUUCGCAAUCGCUCUACUUCACUGCGGAACACCAUGGUCGAAUUCUGCCUUAUCAUCUGACGCAUCCUGGUCAUCUCCCUACUCCUCUUCUUUUCAACGGAUCCACGACUUCAAUCACCCCAUUGACAGUACGCUCAAUACUCAUCUCUCAACAAUCACUUACUUCCCCAUCGGAUGACUUCAUUCUUACCCUUCCCAGCCCAAAGAAGAGACUCGGCAUGCCAGAGCUCGCUUCCGAAGAAGGCGACAAAGAUGGAGACAAGUUGCCUCAUGACUCUCUAAGGCGAUUGACUGCUUGGUCUGCCAAAUCUCUCGGAGACAGAUUGGAGGGUCUUGAAGGAGAAGAAUUCUGGUUUGAGGGUGCUGAGGGAAAGGAAGUCAUGGGUUGGGCGCUUAAACCCCGAGGGUGGGAGGAAGGGCAGAGAAAGACUUGGCCUCUGGCUUUCUUAAUACACGGUGGUCCUCAGGGAGCAUGGGAGGAUUCGUGGUCGACGAGGUGGAACCCUGCUGUCUUUGCGUCCCAAGGCUACUUCGUAGUCGCGAUAAAUCCUACUGGUUCUACAGGAUAUGGACAGGUUUUCACUGAUGCUAUACAAGGUGAUUGGGGAGGAAAGCCUUUCAAAGAUCUCUUGGCUGGAUACCAAGCUGCUCUCGCCAAAUAUCCCGAGAUUGAUGCUGAACGUACUGCGGGUCUUGGCGCGUCUUAUGGUGGAUACAUGGUCAACUGGAUCAAUGGGCACAAUGAGCACUUUGGCUUCAAGGCUUUGGUAUGUCAUGACGGAGUAUUCGACACUGUAACUACAUACUUCUCCACCGAGGAGCUGUGGUUCCCGACCCAGGAUUUUGCUGGAACUCCUCUAAAUCAUAGAGGUAAUUACGAGAAGUGGAGUCCUGUAAACCAUGCCAUCGAGUGGACGACGCCCGAGCUUGUUAUUCAAGGUGGUAAAGACUACCGUUUGGAGAACUCGCAAGGUCUCGGCGCUUUCACUGCUCUUCAGACCCAAGGAGUACCAAGCCGGUUUGUCUACUUCCCUGAUGAGAAUCACUGGGUUCUCAAGCCGCACAAUUCUUUGCGAUGGCAUACUGAGGUCUUUAGGUGGUUGCAUGAAUGGAUUGGACCAGCAAAUGACCAUAUGGAAGAAAAUAUGGUAGAGGGAAGUGAAGGAAAUAGGUUUGUCAUUCAGGCGGAAGACACUUUUUAG